Linepithema humile (Argentine ant) is the source of this 3702-nucleotide messenger RNA. Its product is annotated as protein O-mannosyl-transferase Tmtc3. Gene Ontology annotation, molecular function: protein binding; mannosyltransferase activity. Gene Ontology annotation, biological process: protein O-linked glycosylation via mannose. Gene Ontology annotation, cellular component: endoplasmic reticulum. The record is from RefSeq and is a predicted model, not a curated record. NCBI's taxonomy places the organism in Eukaryota, Metazoa, Arthropoda, Insecta, Hymenoptera, Formicidae.
CGCCGGAUCGGCGCGCAACGUCGACGUCGCUGUCGUCGUGACUCGAUUGUGCGCAACGCAGGUCUGUCGUUUGACAGCUCGAUCACGGUGAUCGCGGUGCGCGGUACGUGCGUACGUCGCGGUGAUUGCGUUCCUUUGUGCCGCAGGUUUUUUCGUUCCGCUGACCGCGUUCUUCGUGCACGAAGACGCGCUAGAAGGGUAGGAAGUAACGAAUAAUCACAAGAAGCUCUUCGUGGGUCAUUGCUCUGCCAGUGACGCGAGUAUGUCGACGACGCCGCGACGCGAAUUUUCGCCUCGCCGGCACUCGCACUGGUGCCUGGUUGCGAAGUAUCAAAAUCAGUUGUGAUGUGUCUAAAAGCGGACGCGGUUACGCGGUGCGUAGAAAUGACACUCAUGCAUCUCUCGUGGAAUUCUUACAUCUAAGAGCAUCGUCGUACCGAAAGUGAGAAAGAAAGGAGAAGGGAGGAGAGAAGGCGGAGGGUAAAGAGAAAGAGUGCGAGAGAGAGAACGUAGGAGAAACGUUCUUCCUUCCGUUCCCGGCGGAAGAUCGCGCGAAAGAAACGAGAAAGGCGGCCGGCCGAUCGAUGUGUUAUUUGUGAUGGGAGUGCCUGCGCGGGGAGCACUCGCGGCGAUCGUGGCGGUAACCGCGCUCGCCGUGUACCUCAACAGCCUAGGCUGCGGCUUCGUCUUCGACGAUAUCUCGGCGAUCAAGGAUAACCGCGAUCUCAGACCCCACACGCCUCUCAAGAAUGUCUUCUACAAUGACUUCUGGGGCACCCCGAUGCAUAAGGAACAAUCGCACAAAUCUUACAGACCUCUUUGCGUUCUCACAUUCCGAUGGAAUUACUUAAUUCAUCAGUUGGAUCCUAUGGGAUAUCAUCUGCUAAAUGUUCUUCUACAUGUUGGAGUAUGCCUAUUAUAUUUCAGGACCUGUUUGAUGUUUCUACCAGAUGCAGCAAGUUUUGUGUCAUCUUUAUAUUUUGCUGUGCAUCCUAUACACACAGAAGCAGUCACAGGUGUAGUUGGUAGGGCAGAGACUUUGUCCUCCUUAUUUUAUCUGGCAGCUUUAAUCACAUACACUAAAUGUUGCAAGAGCAAACGAUCUACAGGGUGGAAAUCCUUGAUACUGUCUAUGUUUUUUGUAUUUACUGCAAUGCUGUGCAAGGAACAGGGAAUCACUGCCACUGCGGUUUGUGUAUUGUACGAAAUUUUUGUUGUACAGAAGGUUAGAGCAAGGGAUAUUUUCUUAGCACUAAAGUCAGCUUUUGGUGGUAAUAAAAUUUCACCUGCAUGGUCAGGCGAGGGUACAAAACGUCUGACAGCCCUUACACUUGUUACAUUUAGUCUGCUUAUCCUACGAUUACAUAUAAUGGGCUCAAAGUUACCUGUAUUUACCAGAUUUGACAAUCCCGCAUCGGUUGCUGCCACACCAACGAGACAGCUUACGUAUAAUUAUCUGGCCGCAGUAAAUCUAAGACUGCUAUUUCUUCCAAGUGAUUUGUGCUGUGAUUGGACAAUGGGAACGAUACCAUUAGUAGAAAGCUUUACCGAUGUUCGCAAUUUCGCAAUCCUAGCUACACAUGGAACUGUAUUCGGACUACUCGUGACAGCUGUUAUAACACGUAGCAGACAAACAUCUGUCAUUCUCAUUAUGAGUUUGGCUAUGAUGAUACUCCCUUUUCUCCCUGCAUCAAAUCUUUUCUUUCCGGUCGGAUUUGUAAUUGCUGAGAGAGUGUUGUACGCACCUUCUAUGGGGUUUUGCAUGCUUAUUGGAUAUGGAUGGAGCAUUUUGGCGGAUAAGAAGUGCAAGAAGCUAGUGCUAUUUCUACUCAUAACGCUUUUAGCGUCCCAUACGACGAAAACGUUCGUCAGAAAUUACGAUUGGUUAGAUGAAUACUCGAUAUUCAUGUCUGGUUUGAAAGUGAACGAUAGAAAUGCUAAACUAUUCAAUAACGUGGGCCACGCGUUGGAAAGCCAAGGUCGUUUUAAGGAAGCAUUGAAUUUUUUCAAUAUGGCUGUACAUGUUCAGGGUGAUGACAUUGGAGCACACAUUAAUGUUGGACGAACUUACAAUCAUUUGAAAAUGUUCAAGGAAGCCGAAGAUGCUUAUUUAAAGGCAAAGUCAUUAUUACCGAAAGCGAAACCGGGAGAAUCCUACCAAGCACGUAUAGCACCAAACCAUUUAAAUGUGUUUGUUAAUUUGGCUAACUUGAUAGCUAAGAAUGCAACUAGAUUAGAAGAGGCUGAUUUGUUAUACAGACAAGCUAUCAGUAUGCGCGCGGAUUAUACUCAAGCAUAUAUUAAUCGUGGCGAUGUUUUAAUUAAACUUAACCGUACAAAGGAAGCUCAAGAAGUUUAUGAACGAGCGCUAUUUUACGACAGUAAUAAUCCUGAUAUCUAUUAUAAUCUUGGUGUUGUAUUCUUGGAACAAGGGAAAGCGUCCCAAGCUCUGGCAUACUUGGAUAAAGCUUUAGAAUUUGAUCCAGAACACGAACAAGCGUUACUGAACUCCGCUAUAUUACUCCAAGAAUUAGGGCGGGCAGAAUUACGUAAAGUGGCUAGAGAAAGGCUCCUAAAACUUUUACGGAAGGAUUCUAAUAACGAGCGCGUACACUUCAAUUUGGGAAUGCUGGCCAUGGACGAUCAUGACAGCGGUGCCGCGGAACGUUGGUUCCGCAAUGCUGUCGCAUUGAAGGAAGACUUCCGCUCCGCAUUAUUCAAUCUCGCGUUACUGUUGGCGGACGAGCAACGUCCGCUCGAAGCGGCACCGUUCUUAAAUCAAUUGGUCAGAUUCCAUCCGGAUCACAUAAAAGGCCUAAUUCUGUUGGGAGACAUUUACAUCAACAACAUAAAGGACCUAGACGCUGCGGAAAAUUGCUACCGCAGAAUACUGCAACUGGAUCCCGCCAACAUUCAAGGACUGCACAAUCUCUGCGUCGUGAUGGUGGAACGCGGUAAAUUAGGUUUAGCGGCGCAAUGUCUGGAACAUGCUGCCGCCCUCGCGCCGCAUCAGGACUACGUACAGAGACACCUGUCGAUUGUGAGAGCUCGCAUUAAUCGUCAAUCGCCGGAGGAACGCGACACCGAUGUCUUCGACGAUUCUUUUUGGAACAGCAAUGUGAACGAUAGGCCCUUCAACACGGAGGCGUCGGAAGGGCAAUUUCUGGGCAAAACGGAUUCCGUAUUCACGAAUCACGCGACGGUUCACAAUCACAUAGGCAGUAAGCAAAGCAAUACCGAUUCUCUGAGUAAUAUUAUACACUUAAAAGGUCCAUCAAAACCUGCCCGGGCGAUGAGCGGCACAACGGAAACGAAAGACGGGCAGCGUCCUAAGCAAGCGGUCCCCGAGCUGAGUAAUAUCGUGGAGCCUACCACGGACAGGGUUUUCGAUAGGAUUAUAAGCGCUGACGUAACGAAGCUAGAUAUCACGCAGAAGCACGGCUCAAAACACGCAAAUUCCGAUCAGUUCAAUCAGAGCGCUGCCGCGACAGUCGGCGGCAAGCAAGGUAUUCAACAGACAAAGGACAGUGCGUUGUCAUAGUACUAAUGCAAAAUCCGCCGAAUACUGUAAAGUUAUGCAUAUAACGAAAAGUUAUGGUGGUACAGUCAUAUAGAGCUAAUGUGUGAAUAUAAAAUGGAUACAGAGUAUUGUUUUAUAUGCUGUAUAAAAAUAGGACGUUUUAUAAAAUAUAUUUAAAAGAA